AUGUCGGAGAUUGGCGAGCUCACUUCGGAUGAUAUAACAUACUUGCAGCCAUACCUUCCAAAGGAUGGUGCACUGUCCGCGCAGCAUCACGGUGGUGUUGAGAAUGGAGGUUCACAAGGACCAAGCGGCUUGAACGCAAGACAGAAGAAUGACACCCUACCUUUUGUAACCCUCACCUACGCAUCUUCUCUCGACGGCAUGAUCUCGCUGGCACCAGGUCUACGCACAACCCUCUCUGGCCCCGAAACAAAAAGCAUGACCCACUACCUGCGCUUACAGCACGAUGCUAUCCUUGUUGGCGUGGGUACAGCCAUACCUGAUGAUCCAAGUCUCAACUGUCGGUAUCCAGGUGCGACUUUCGAGACACAACCACGACCUAUUGUUCUCGAUCCACUUGGACGAUGGGACUAUGCGAGGUCCAAGCUGGCUCAGCUUACUACGGACGGGCAGGGAAAAGUACCUUGGCUCAUUCACGUACGGAGUGAAGUGGAGCUCGAGCAUGCUGCUGCAGAUUUCUGUGAGCAUGUGUAUCCCGCAGAACUUUCACGCACGUCUUCUGAAGACAGUAGUCCUGCGGAGAAUCGUCUCUCCUGGAGGGUGAUACUCACCGAGCUCAAGCGUCGUGGCAUCGAGAGCAUCAUGAUCGAAGGCGGAGCUACUAUCAUCGCCUCGUUACUUGCUCAGUCUGAGCUCGUAGACAGCGUCAUAGUCACUUUGGCGCCGACUUGGCUGGGAGCUGGUGGUGUGGCUGUGACACCUGCUGCGCGCAGUGAUGGAUCGCUAAGAGUAAAUGCUGCUCGACUGGACGCUGCGUCCUGGAGACAGUUUGGCGCGGACGUCGUGCUUUGUGGCAGACCUCGAUGA
Messenger RNA from Recurvomyces mirabilis, 864 nucleotides. RefSeq lists its product as uncharacterized. Gene Ontology annotation, molecular function: 5-amino-6-(5-phosphoribosylamino)uracil reductase activity. Bases 1 to 864 code for a protein of 287 amino acids. Lineage: Eukaryota; Fungi; Ascomycota; Dothideomycetes; Mycosphaerellales; Teratosphaeriaceae. Gene Ontology annotation, biological process: riboflavin biosynthetic process. The record is from RefSeq and is a predicted model, not a curated record. The transcript has a single exon.